AUGUCGACAGGUGAAAUCGAAUACAGGAGCGCCCUGCAGCAGAGCGAAUAUAUCCCGUCCUCACAAGCUCUACCGGAUUGUGUGGGUGGACAUUUCAUCAGACAGGAUGGUAUACCAGUUGGGCAUGGAGGAGUGCAUUCCUCCGAAUAUCCGUGGACGUACCUUCCGAUGCCGAAGUUUGGAGCUUCUGAUGGCUGUGUCGGCGCUAACCCUCUACACAACGGUAUGUAUAAGGGGGAUAUGGUAGAUGAUCAUACCACGCUUCCAUCGCUAGGCUCUGACUUCGCCAAUCGAGCAUCUUCCGAAGUGGAAUCUUUACCCAGCUGGGAGAACUCUCCUAGAUCGACCAUGGCACAGUUGACCGUGGACACUGCUGUUCCUACCACACAACCGCCAUCCGGGUUUGUCUCGGCAUCGAUGGGGUAUAAUGACAUAUCUGCAUACUCAGAUAUGCCCUCAUCUUCUUCAGCAUUCACUCCUUGCAGCUCACUAUACUAUUCAAAUACGCCACUCUCACCUUCAGCAUCACCUCGAAGACAACAGCAGUACUCUGGCUGUCUUGAGGUUGAACUAGGUACCAUGGCUGCAACAUCACCCGGAGCUCCUCAUGCGCGGCAAUUAAACACUUACAGUUACGACGCUUGCGGAAGUGGAUGGGUAAAGACUUCUUCUACGAAUUCAAACUUCGUUCACCAGCCGCACGGUAACGCCGCAUUCGCUGAAUCUUCUCCUUCGGUGCAGAAGUCAGACCACUACCCGGUCCUCUCGGCGGUAGACACGACUGAGGAGAAGGCAGAGCCAAAGGAAGUAAAGGAUACCUUGCCUCCUCCAUUGCCUAAACCUCGGGCUAGGGCCAAAGAGCCCAAGUCAGGCAUGGCCACCCCGAAGCGCAAAACAAAGCAAGGUGCAGCCCGGAAAGCCUCCGGGAAUAAAUGUUGUCGAGGGCAUCAUGAUAUAGAUCACUAUUCGGACCUGGCCAAUCCUCCUGACCUGCUGGAGCCGUUAAAGGAUAACCCAUCACAACCACCGCCGGAAGACAUGUUCCCGUCUGACCCAAUGAUGAUUCCCCGGGAGCAGGAGCCUCGCUUCGAAGGCGACAUGUACACCCCUACCUGGAUACGUGGACAUGGAAACAAGCGUGAAGGCUGGUGCGGCAUUUGCAAGCCUGGACGCUGGCUGGUGCUGAAGAACUCGGGGUAUUGGUACGACAAGAGCUUCACGCACGGCAUCAGCGCCACCACCGGACAAGCCUUCAGUCCCCCGAAGCACACUCGACGAAGCCAGGGCAAUGCAAACAUAUGGGAGGGUCUCUGUGAAAACUGUGACUCGUGGGUUGGGCUGGUCAGUAGCAAGAAGAGAGGAACGACCUGGUUCCGCCAUGCGUAUAAGUGUUAUAAUGGCUGCAGCACCAGCAACAGCAAGGCUGAAGGCACACUAAAGAGACGACGGGCAAACAGUGAGAGCGAUGACAGCCGUCCUUCGACUCGACCUAAAUAG
Messenger RNA from Nannizzia gypsea CBS 118893, 1497 nucleotides. RefSeq lists its product as hypothetical. The record is from RefSeq and is a predicted model, not a curated record. Lineage: Eukaryota; Fungi; Ascomycota; Eurotiomycetes; Onygenales; Arthrodermataceae. The coding region runs from base 1 to 1497 and encodes 498 amino acids. The transcript is spliced from 5 exons.